Messenger RNA from Danio aesculapii, 1740 nucleotides. It is a transcript of the gene bco1, whose product is annotated as beta-carotene oxygenase 1. Gene Ontology annotation, biological process: carotene catabolic process; retinal metabolic process. The transcript has 11 exons. The record is from RefSeq and is a predicted model, not a curated record. Bases 81 to 1631 code for a protein of 516 amino acids. Gene Ontology annotation, molecular function: beta-carotene 15,15'-dioxygenase activity; carotenoid dioxygenase activity. Lineage: Eukaryota; Metazoa; Chordata; Actinopteri; Cypriniformes; Danionidae.
AUAGACAGUUUGUUCUCGAGCACUGAUUGUCACUUCUUAUCACUUUCUUGGAGAAACUUGAGGAAAGACAGUCUGGAAGGAUGCAGUACGACUAUGGCAAAAACAAGGAAGAACAUCCGGAGCCCAUCAAAACUGAAGUAAAGGGCUUGAUUCCUGAAUGGGUGCAGGGAACACUAAUACGCAAUGGACCCGGCAUGUUCUCUGUUGGAGAGACGACAUACAACCAUUGGUUUGAUGGAAUGGCACUUCUGCAUAGUUUCGCAAUUAAUAAAGGAGAGGUGACGUACAGGAGCAGAUAUCUUCGAGGCGACACUUACAACUCCAACAUGCAGGCCAAUAGAAUAGUAGUCUCAGAGAUGGGGACUAUGGCGUACCCAGAUCCAUGCAAAAACAUAUUCUCCAAAGUGAUCACCUUCCUCAGCCACACCAUCCCAGAUUUCACUGACAACUGUGCCAAUAACAUAAUCAAAUAUGGAAAUGACUACCAUGCUACAUCUGAAACCAAUUACAUUCGGAAAAUUGACCCUGUUACUUUAGAGACUCAGGAAAAGAUUGACUACCUGAAAUACCUUCCUGUAAGUAUCGUGGCUUCUCACACACAUUAUGAUAAAGAGGGAAACAGCUACAGUAUGGGAACAUGCAUCGCGGAGAAGGGCAAAACCAAGUACAUGUUGUUCAAGGUACCAGGAGGAAGCAGGCCAGAUGGAUCUCCACCUUUGAAAAGCGCUGAGGCCGUGUGCACCUUGCCCUGCCGUUCCCUCCUGACACCUAGUUACUACCACAGCUUUGGCAUGACUGACAAUUACUUCGUCUUCAUCGAGCAGCCCUUGAAGCUAGAUAUCCUGAAAAUGGCCACCGCUUAUUUGAGGAGGGUGAGCUGGGCCAGCUGCAUGAAGUUUCACCCUGAAGACAGUACCCUGAUUCAUCUUAUUGACCGAAACACAAAAAAGGAGGUUGCGACCAAAUUCUACACUGAUGCAAUGACCGUCUACCAUCAAGUCAAUGCCUUUGAAGAUGAUGGGCAUGUUGUUUUUGAUGUGAUUGCCUAUGAUGACAACAACUUGUAUGAAUUCUUUUACCUGGACAAGCUGAAGGAGAAGAUGGGAGCAACAAAUUUGUACUGCAAGCCCAAGUUCACAAGAUUUGUGUUUCCCCUUAGUGACAAGGGUGAGACCGGUGAGAAUCUGGUCAAACUUAAAUACACAACAGCAAGUGCUGUGAAGGAGAAAGAUGGGAAAAUAAUGUGUCAGGGUGAGAUUCUCUGUGAAGGUGUGGAACUUCCAAGAAUUAAUUACAACUUCAAUGGAAAGAAGUACAGAUAUUCAUACAUGUGUUGUGUAGACGAAUCCCCAGUGGCCACAAGGAUUGUGAAGUUUGAUGCUGACACAAAGCAGCAGAUUGAGUGGAAAGGAGACGACGGUUUUGCAUCAGAGCCCGUUUUCAUUCCCAGGCCUGGUGCAGUUGAAGAAGAUGAUGGUGUAGUCCUGACAGUUAUCAUUAAUAACAAACCUCGGCAAGGUGGCUUUCUACUAGUGCUUGAUGCCAGGUCUUUCAAAGAGGUUGCCCGGGCAUGUUUAGAUCAAGAAUUUCACAUGGACAUGCAUGGAUACUUCAUACCAGGCAGUAGCUGAGGGUUUGAUGUCUGCCAGCUGUAUAACUAUAUAUAUUAAACAUGAAUGUGAAAUGUUAUUCCCUUUUUUUCUUAGAUGCAGUAAUAAUAAAGAGACGUUAUUACUGCCA